This is a messenger RNA of Oldenlandia corymbosa var. corymbosa, 1242 nucleotides long. The record is from the annotation of a GenBank genome assembly. Lineage: Eukaryota; Viridiplantae; Streptophyta; Magnoliopsida; Gentianales; Rubiaceae.
CCCCAAAUUAUUUGUGGAAACGUCUAUCUUCUAUGAAAUAAUAUUGUUUUUAUAUGUGUAAUAAUGUCAGCAAGAGCUGUUUAUCAAUGUGUAGGAGUUUCAGUACGAAAAUAUGAUUGAAUUCUCUUGAUUCAGUUACUUGUUUUGUAAUACCCUUUUAACUUGCAACUUGCGAUGCGAUUUCACCUUUAUGCUGUGUUAGAUAUGAAUAUUAAUGCUAUUGCUUCUUUGCUACAUGACAAUGAUGACAUUUGGAAGAAAAGUUUUGUGCUAUGCUGUGUAAAUUACGGUCACAAUUUAACAGUUCACUUGAUCGUGCAGUCAUAAAUUGUACGGGUGUGUAAAAAAAUUUGUCUGAUCUUCUUUCUUUCUGUUGUUGCAUUCAGAAUGGCUGAGGUUGCAGAUGUACGCCUAGCAAUGGAGACACUCUUUGUGACUUUGGAGAUAAGAAAAUUGAGGUUGAUGUCUGAUAAAGGGAAACUUAGGGGUGGAGCAGGCGAAUUACUCAUUGGAUUUGCCAGGAAUUUGAAUUUGGUAAACAUGGUUGUCUUGUCUGUUUUGCAGCUGGGGAUGAAUUUUGUUUCAAAUCCUCUCCCUUUGAUGUCUGGUGCACUGCUGAUUCUUGUGAUUGCAUCGUGGGGUUGUCUGGUCUUUGCUAGGAUCGCAGAUAGAAGACUGAGAUGCUCUUUGGAAGAUUUAAAGAAAAGGGAGAGUACAUUCCUUGAGAAUGUCAAUGAAUUCGCUGUCCUUAUCCAGAAAUCACAAAAAGUAUGCCAAUCGAAGGUGGCACCUGUAAGCCAGCAGGACUUGCCUGUCAACAGCGGUGAUGGACCUCCCGAUAUGUCUUGGCUGAUUAAAUUAGAGACACUCGAAUGUCGAUUUGAGCUGCUUCGUUCUCAUACUCCAGAUUCCGGCAUCCUUAAAGGAAAUCGCGUUGAAGGCAUCAUAAGGUUUCUAGCAGUCUCCUUUGUACUUCUAGGCUUCUGUAUGAUGAUUGUGAUAUACAGAAACCAGGAUUCCACAGAUUUAUGAAGGCUAAUUGUGAGUGGAUGUGCAGAUAAAAGAUUAACUUGAUUCCAGCUACUCACCAUUAACAUAGGUCUGUGAGGUUUGACAAGAUAUGGAGUUUGCACUUAUGCUUUUGCCUUGUUGCAGUUGCUACACUUGAUGCUUCUGUGCAUAAUGAUCACCUUUUUGUUGUUGUUGUUGUGUGCGUCUCUCUCUCUCUCUCUCUCUCUCUCU